AUGAUCGCAUUAAUGAUGCUGAUUAUAGCGAUUCUCGGAUUUAGCAGAAUAUAUGUUACUACGGAAGAAAGUGACCAAAUGUAUUCAUCAUUGACAUUUGUUUGCGUGGACGCCAAUGUAAUAUCAUUAGUGAAUGCUUGCGAUGGAAUUCCACAUUGCCCUGAUUCUUCAGAUGAAGUUGGAACACUGUGCCGUCAUAUUGUCUGUCCCAUGUAUAUGUACAGAUGCAGCUAUGGCGCAUGCGUGAAUCGUACGGCGCGAUGCAAUGGUUUAAUAGAUUGCAUAGAUGCUAGUGAUGAGGUCGGUUGUGAUCGAGAUUCUAACGACAUUUGUUCCGAUAAAGAAUUUCAAUGUUCUUCUAUUCAUCGAGAGUGCAUAUCUCUCGAUGAUGUGUGCAACGGAUAUAAAGAUUGCUCGGAUGAAAGCGAUGAAAAUGCAAUAACUUGUCACGAGUAUCCAUGUCCCGAAUAUACAUUUCGAUGUUUAUAUGGAGGUUGUAUUGAACAAGAAGUGAUUUGUGACGGUGUCAAAGAUUGCAUCGAUAGCACCGAUGAAGAUUCAAAUAUGUGCGCGGCUAUCAAUUGCGAAGGUGAUAAAUGUUCACAAUAUAAAUGCCGAGACGAAGAAUUUACAUGUGAGAAUAGACAGCAAUGUCUAUCAACAGAUAAAAUAUGUGACGGUAUUCGACACUGUAUAGAUGCAUCUGAUGAAAAUCCGGAAAUGUGUAAAAUACGUGAAUGUCCUGAAAAUUGGUUUCGCUGCACUUACGGUGGAUGUAUUCGACCAGAAUUUAUAUGUAAUUCUCGGUUAAAUUGUUAUGACUGGAGUGACGAGGAUGAGUCUUUAUGCGGGAUAACGCUGCCCGAAGGUGCCUGUCGAUUGCCUGCUGCAAAAGCAGGAACGCAUUAUAAUGUGAGCGGAUGUUUAAGAUGUCGGCCGGGCGAGAUUGUUCCCGAAUUCACAUGGCUCGAUUAUACUUGUGACAUUGAAGGUUCUUUGCAAGGUGCCGAUAGGAUUUAUUGCCAGGAUAACCGCUGGUUUCCCAGUGUCCCAAAUUGUAUUUCUAAAAACGAAAUAGAAGAAAUGACAUGUCCGGCACCUUCUGAAGCAUACGGUGCGAUUAAACGAUGUAAGGCGAUGUGGGGUUCUCAUAAAGGAUGGUUGCCUUGCGAUCGAGCUCUCCCAGUCGCGGCAGCACUAAUUGUUAAGGGAUGGCGCGUCGAGAAAGAAGAGACACUACCAUGGCAAGCCACCCUCUUUUCACACGAUAAUGGUCAGUGGAGGUUCUUUUGCGGUGGCACGUUAAUAGCAGAACGUGUUGUGUUAACUGCUGGUCACUGUAUUUGGAAGACCUCGGCGGAUACAGUGCGCGUUGCUUUCGGAAUCCUUUCGAGUGAUUUAAAUCAAGCAGGAGAAAAUGCACAGGUGAUAGAUGUAAAAAGUAUCAAAUUGCAAAGUGCAUAUCAAGAUCACGAGAGUAAUUACGGCUCAGACAUUGCAUUGCUAAUCUUAAAAGAAGCUGUGAUCAUUAACUCGGUUGUUAGACCCGUUUGCGUUCCUUCAUACAUCGACACGACAUUGAUGGAAUAUCAGCAAAGCGGCAAAUUUGGAUUGGUGGCAGGAAUGGGAUUAACGGAAAACGAUACAUUUAGUCCAGUCUUGAGGGUAACUACGAUGAAAAUUAUUUCUGAUGAUAAAUGUCACCAAAAUCAAAAUAGAGAUUUUUGGAAAUAUUUAACUUAUACAUCCUUUUGUGCUGGAUGGGCAAAUGGCACCGGAGUAUGCAAUGGAGAUAGCGGUGGAGGAUUGGUACUUGAGCAAUUGAAUUCUAGCAUCUGGGAAAUUCAUGGAGUCGUCUCUGUAAGCCCACGAAGAUUAGGCACUAGUAUGUGCAACCCCAAUUUCUACACUGUUUUCACAAAGGCUUUUCAAGUAAAAACUUUAACUAGUGGCAUGCGGAUAAGUCCUGGACUAAGCAUAACAACAUGCGUGACUUAUACCUUCAAAAGACCAUCUGUAUUGCACGCAAUAAUUCCAAUCGAGAUCAAUGGAAAGAUUUUUGAUUAUCACGCAAUAUGUACACUCGCCACUGGACAUAUCAGCAUAGAGCCAAAAUCGAUAGAUUUUGGUACCAUUGACAUUGGUUAUUCGUCCGGUUUAAAAAUAUUAACAAUUCAUAAUGAAGGAAAUAAAAGUACCAGGAUUAAAUCUACUCCAAAUAUACGCGUUCCUAUACAAGUACAUGUCAUCAUACCGAGAUUAGUAGUUUAUCAUCCGAAUACGACCGGAGACAUCACCCUUAUCGAUUUUUCACCCACGAUAGAAAAUACCAGCAGAUACGAUACUUUCGUCCUACGAAAUCUUUCGUCUCGAAUCUCCAGUUAUGUUGUUCUCGGCGAGCUCGAUAACGAAAUGAAAUGCAUUCGAGAUAUCGAUCGCAAACACAAUCCGAUUUACAGUGCCUUUGAAAUUUGUCCGCUUGAAGGGCGCAUGAAUCCGUUUCAAGGUGUCAUUUUCGAAGUAAAAUUUUCACCAAUAACCAUGUUAUCGCAAUGGAGACAAAAACAGCAAAAAGAAUCUGAAAAUGUAUACAAAAACCGAGAGAAUAGAGAUUUUAUGGCAUUUAUUAAAAUAGUUAAAGUAGACUGUAUAGAAAGAGAUUUGGAUGAUAACAUGAAAUCAAUGAUGGAAAUUUCUUCUUUGUCACCAUCCUGCGCAUCAAAUAUUGAUUCAGGAAACGGCGAUAUAAUAAGGCUUUGUCUUUACGGUGAAGUGGAAACGGUACAAUUGCAUCUUGAACCUGAUAGCCUCUAUUUUGGCGACUUAAUAGUCGGCCAGCUAUCACAACGCGUACUUCGUUUAACAAAUCCUUCUACAAUUGCAUCGAUAUAUGUGGAAUGUGUACCAAGCGCAACUGCACACUGUUGCCCGAAUCGGGUAAAACUUAAGUCGAACACGUCCAUCGAAAUUCUUAUUAAAGUUCGCGGCAAAGAAAGUAGUCAAUCUUCGUUUAACCUGUUAUUCAAUGUCAUAGCGGAUUCUUACAAUUUGACUGGAGCGAGAAGAUGUCUUGAAAAAAUGAAAGUUGGAAGUUACUCCGUUAAAUGUACAGUGAAUAUUAUUAUCAAAUCCAAAAAUAAAUUUCUGUGUAAUUUGAUGAUCUUGCAACCAAAUUCGAUGGCAACGAGACUCGUCGAGUAUCUAGCAGAUGCUCUUGGCAAGUUUAACGGAUACAUCAAUUACAUGAUUAACGAUAAUCACUCCUUCGAACUUAGUAUUACUGCCAAUGUCGUUCGCAAACAGCUGUACAUCGACAAAAGAGAGAUUGAACUUGAAAAGGAAUGGUCAGCCGAGGACGUUUAUCGACCAAUGGCCUCUGUUAUUCGAAUUACAAAUAACUUAGACGCAAAGAUAUAUUUUAGAUGGGAAAUACCGACUGCUUCUGGCUUCUACAUAAAACCGAGAUCAGGCUCCGUACGCGGAAACGCAACUUUAUGCGCUUAUGUGUAUUACGAAUCUAAUAACGCUAAAACUAAUAGUGCUCAAGCGAUAAUGAUAUGCGAAAGCGGAAGUUGCGUACCUCUGAAGCUCAAUGUUCCUCGAUUUGUUCGACCGAGGGUUGAAUUCGUAAAUGAUAGUACAAAUCUUGGUGAAAUACCUCUCAAUUUACCGACCAAAGUAAUCGCCGUUCUCCAAAAUUUUGAAUUUAAUGAGAUGGCGUAUGAAAUAGAUAAUGCAUCGUUGAUAUGUGGCUGCGAUGUUAAUCCAUUACGAGGGAAGAUAUCGCCGCGGGGUAUUGUAGUUCUUGAAGUUUGUCUUACGCUCGACGUUUGUUGUCGUUUUUCUAUUGCAAUCCCUGUCACAAUUCAAGGAUGUCUACGGUUAUUGUACAGAAUAAACGGCACUGUAUCAUUUCCACGAUUGAAAAUUCUGCCGCAACGUAUAGAUAUAAAACGCGUCAACAUCGAUGCUUUUCAAAUUCAUCCAAUAACAGCCAUAAAUAUUGGGACAACAAUAUUAAAACUGCAAAUUUUGCUAGAAGAAUAUCCUGAAUUUCGCGUCUUCUUGAUGGCAAACGAUAAAAACUCGGAGAUAGGUAUGGAAGGGAUAACCAUCGCCCCAGGUGCAAGUCAAAAUCUCUAUUUACACUUUCUACCGAUUGAUUUGGCCAGCUACGCUUUUUAUUUGCCGAUAAUGAUAAAUCAGCUGCUUGGUCCGGUAUCGAUGUUGAAUUCAAAGAGCAUGAGACCUUCGGAGUUUCUAAAAUCACGCCAAACUCAUUACGAACAUUUAUCGGGUUUUACUUUAACACCAUUGCUCGAUAAGCUCUCUCUACCUACAAUAUUUAUUGAUUGUACUACUGCUGGUCGUAUCGUUUUCUUCAAUAAGCUUAUGUUUCAAUUCAACUCUGCAAUUAACAAAAUAAAUUCCGUUUGGCAAACAUCAAUCAACGAUCACAUCGUUGUCGAGUGGAUGAUUCAAGGAGAAUGUAUUUGCUCAGGUCAACAAAAUCGAAUAAAAGAUACUUGUCCGUUUAAUAUUAAUAUACUUAUACCAUCACGAAACGCUCAGCUCUGGAAAUGUGUGUCUGAAAUGUUUCAAAAAACUCUUAACUCAAAAGAACGUCAGUUCUGGUCUAAAUACUUAGGUACAUAUAUCGAACUACGUUUAAUACGGUGGUUAAUGGGAAAUGAUAUCGAUUCCACGGCUUUGGAAUUUGUUCAUAUCUUUAAUACCACAGUUACAUAUAAAGUUACGAUUUCAAACAAAUCGAGUCCUCUUGUUGUACCAGAAUGUUUCACUAUACAAGGUAAGAUUUAAAAUAUGUUUUUUACAUUGUGCAUAGGAUUUAUACAUCUACAAGGAUACACUUAAAAAUCUGCACUUAAUUAUAUCAAUUGUUUUUAAGAUUACAAA
This is a messenger RNA of Nylanderia fulva, 4917 nucleotides long. NCBI's taxonomy places the organism in Eukaryota, Metazoa, Arthropoda, Insecta, Hymenoptera, Formicidae. The record is from RefSeq and is a predicted model, not a curated record.